AUGCUCAAAGAAAAGAGAGAGGAAAAGGAAGCCAACACGCUUUACUAUACAGUGGGUGGAGACAAAUUGGCAUUGUUGUCAGCUGAUGCAAUCAAUGAAAACAAAGAAUUCCAGAUUUCCAGCGACGAAUAUAAGGGAGCAGUUCAUACUUACCUCCAACUCGUGAAUCAUCUUGACCCUCAAUUUGAAGAGCAGAAAGAAGACUACUCCAUGAUCCGAGGCUUGCAAGAUGGCCUCUCUUCAAGCAUCAAUAGACAUAUUAUCACUGGAUACAGAUUCAAUGCUUCUGAAGCUUUGUCAACUCCAAUCAAAAAGCAAGCCAAAAGCAUUGUUCACCAAAGCCCACAAAAGAGAGGUUUGAAUGUUGUUCAACAAACAACAAUUGGAGUUGUCAAGGCCCUUAGAGAGUUGAAGGCUGAAAAGACAGGACUUCAAAAGAAGACAAUGCAAUUAUCAGACGAAGUUGAAAGACUUUCAAAGAAAGUUGAAGAAACUGAGGAAAUUAUCAAGAAGAAAUCUGACUUGAUUGCCUUCAUGGAAAAUAGAAUUAAUGAUCUUGAGGAAGAAAAUCUUAACCUUAUUGAACCUGAAAAGUACGACCUCAUCAAAAAGGAAGUUGAAAAGCUCAGAUCUAACUAUACCACGGUUCAAUUUGAGAAGGAGCAAUUCAAACAAGAGUUUGAAUCUCAACUUUCUCAGCUCAACCAAUACCGAUCAGACUUGCAAGAACUUCAAGACCAACUUGCUGAAAAGUCACAAAAGCUUGACUCUGCCUUGAGAGAGUUGGAAGUGAAGAGAGAAGAAUGCAACAGGUUAUUCAACACCUCAAAGAAGACCACAGAAAUGCUGUCUGAAUUGGAGAAGGAAAAGAGCAAGUAUGAGAAUAUGGUAUCUGAUUUAAGACAAAAACUAUUCAAGAAACCAGGAAAAGAUAACUCUAUCUUUAGCGAUAGUGAGCCCGUUUCAUCCACUUCAGCAACUGCUACUCCUUCCACUUCCAAGUAUCUUUCAUCAGCAACAAAGUCUAGUGGCACAUCCUCAGCUCAAUCUCUCAAGACUGAAGAAACUCCAAAGCCAUCUUCUUCUGCAUACUCCUCACAAAAGUCUACACCUUCCUCUUCUUUUGGAUCUGUCAAAAGAAGCAGAGAGGUUCAAGAAUUAGACAAGGAACUCAAGAAUGCAAGAGCUCACUUGGCAGAGUUACAAAAUAGCUUGAGUCUAAGUGGAAGCAGUCCUGCAAGAAAGAUGACCAGCCCUGGCAGAAAGAGAGGCAUGACUGUUGAAGAAAUUUUAAACAGAUCCAAUGAAUUUGACUAUGAUCAAUAUGAAGAAAUAACCUCUUCAUCUCGCUCGAAGAAAUACUCACAAUACUAG
Naegleria lovaniensis is the source of this 1374-nucleotide messenger RNA. RefSeq lists its product as uncharacterized. The record is from RefSeq and is a predicted model, not a curated record. Bases 1 to 1374 code for a protein of 457 amino acids. NCBI's taxonomy places the organism in Eukaryota, Heterolobosea, Eutetramitea, Acrasida, Naegleriidae. The transcript has 2 exons.